GUGCGUAGGCGGUUGUCGUAGACGUAGCCACCACGUGCUACGCUGUUUGCACUCCAUACAACAGAGUCAGAACAUAAAGUUAGUACCUACUGCCUUCUUCCGUUGCUGUGUUGUGUGUAUGCUCAGCCUGCGUGUUGUGUAUUCUCAGAUCAAUCCUGGACCAGUGACCAGUAGAUUGCCUGGAAAAAAAUAUUUGUGAUUUUGUUUAAACUGCGAAAAAGAUUCUCUGUCAAGUGUUAGAAUUCGUAAUUGCCCGGUGCAACUGCAGAGCAAAAAAAAAAAGUUUCACUGUUUAGCUACCAUCGUUGCCCAGGACAUACCUGGGCCUUACAUAGCUCACAGCAUACCUUUACCAGCAGACUAUUCCAGUUUUUAUCUUCCCGUCGCAAAUCUAAUGUGUUGUGUGCUUUGAACUGGUAGAGAUCCACCGAACGAUUUUUCUCAUCACCGUUCUCCGCCUUAACAUCAUCAACAUCAUUAUUGUCAUCCCAUCAUCAUACAGCAUGUAUUAUAUGUCGGCCUAAACCCUCAGGGGUCUCAAUGUGUAGUGAUGUGGAAGGCUGAACAAGAAGGAAGUGUAACGAUAGCAAAAUUAGAUGUCCAGCAAUGUUCCUUUUUUAUCGACUAGUGUUCAAUGCUCUAUCCUUUUACCGCUUCAGUGGAUAUAAUCGAUAGCAUGUACAACACACACAAAAAAUGAAGUUGAUGAAAAUUCUGGUCUGGGUGAAUAUGAAAACACUGCUUUGAAUUUCACUAUUUGGGGAGUGUAGAAAUUUAAUUACAUGCCAGUGUUUUGGAAUAUUUCGUUACGUUUCCAGAAUAAAAGAGAAUUAUCUAAUGAAACGGAGCAUAUCAUCAAGUUCUCAAAAUAUCAUCCACCACACCGCAGAAUCCAAUCAUACAGAACUGAUUUCUCGGCUCCACAUCUUGAUGGAGCACCGUAAUCAACGAAGUGGACGCUGAAAAUUGAGCAAAAAGAGAACGUGUACCACAAACCAACCAUUAAUAAAAAAAAGGGUAGAAGACACACUGUGAUUCUCAUUUCCAUAAUCGGCAUGGCGUCGUCAUUUGUGAACUGUUCCUAUGCGCCCGAGACGGGUGUUGGUGAUUCGACAGUCUUUAAUUAUUCGGACCGAACUGGUGGUAGCACCCUGGACGAGCGUGACAAGAGAACGACACGUGCUGGCAGUCUGACAAAUCACUCACUCCUGAAUUUACUGGAGCAGAAGCACAAACUGUUGGAGGCGAUCAAUUUGGCGCCUCCACCGAAAGGCACCGGCGGUAGACGCCACUCGUCUGACUCGUUCCCAAUGAUUGAGAAUGAAAACUUCCAGAUACCCCAACGACAAAUCAAGAAACCUCCCGGGUUGCAACUAAUUCCUCCGCCUGUGCCGAAACGAACCUUUCAAGGCAAGUUCACUCACCGACAGGCGGAAUCAUUCGACGGUCAAAAUCGAUCAUCGAACGUUACGUUCGAGGAUUACCACCAGCAACCGAAGAGUUACUCACAGUAUCGUCCCGAUAGGAUCUGCCAGUCUGCGUUCGAUGAGCAAACAUUUGGAUUUUUUGCAACAAAUAAAACCAAAACCAUCGGUUCCUGCCAUACUAGUGUAAGUACGACUAGUUUCGAUGACAUUGGGGACACGGAUGAUUUCGUGAUUUUCAACAAAAAGAUGUCCUCGAUAGAGUCCAAUCGUUCGUCCAGUGAUUCGAAUAAAUCGCAAACAACUAUCGAUACAGGUUAUGUGUCAGCGAAUGAAAACGAUCGGUCUAUUUUCACCACGGCUGGAUCAACUAAAGGCACCUUCCGAAGUAGAUUUUCCUCAGAAGACACUCAAUCAUCACUGGACAGUUUCCUGUCAUCCGAACUACAUCGAACGGAUACCAUUGAUUCGCUGCAAAUGAACGAUUCUCCCUUCAGCUUGAAAAAGAACGUGUUCAACUUCGAAGGCAAAAGUAGCCAUAUUCGGACUUCCUCCUCCAUAUCCCCAAACUCUAACGACGAGAAGCUUGACAACAGUUCACUUCGUAGCAUCGAAAGUAAAAGUUCGCGUCGACUGCCAAUGGUUCCAACUCGAAAGCAAAAUAACAUGCCUCCUAAAAUCCCACCACCAACUCGAAUUACAACACCUCCUACGUUGCCAUCGCGCUCCCAACAGGCAUUCGAGUCACGUAAGUUACAGAAAAUCCAACAACAGCAGCAACAACAACAACAGCAACUCAACAAUACACUAAGCCAUAAAUCAAGCCUAGAGAAUGUCCAGGAGCUUUACAGCCGCCCGACAGGAUUCCGGCGGUCGAUUCAGAAUACAUCCUCGCUCAAUCAGCCACACCACUCAAAACUCAACCAACGACAGGAUUCCAACAUAUCAAGUGACAGUUUUUCGGCUACCUCAAGCCCCGGAUACAACAGUAAGAACAUGGAAGCGCCUCUGCUUCAGCACACCUGUAAAAUGAACCGCUCAACGAUGCGAAACCAUCAGCUACAACAGCAGCAGCCACAGCACUGUCCGAAACCUCUUAACAACCAGCAUGAUGCCAACAGUAGCUCCCCGGACAACCUGAAUCCAACCACGGGACGACCCGUACCAUCACGUGUCAGUAUGCGACAGGACUCCAGUAUUUCGAGCGACAGCUUCAGCCAAACCUCCAGUCCGAGCUACAACACCAAAAUCAUGGAAGCACCACUGCUAUCGCAUGCCGCCAAAAUGCCUAAAGUUUCAAAACCGAUCGCACGGAACAUCGACGAAAUUACGAAGGAUAUCAACGCUGAGUCGAACGGUUCGUCCGUCAUCAUCAAGAGUGCAUCGACACCGGCCAGUUUGCAGACGAUCGUCCGGUUAUCCAAUGGAUCCAAUGUGUCGCUACAGGGAAAGAAACUGCAGAUCUUGAAGUCACGAAAAAGCUCCGGACGGUGUCCGUAUAGCAGCCGGACCAAGUUCCGACUGUGCCAGAUUGCAGUCAAUGCCAUCCUUUUGAUAGCACUUGCCGCCGGAUUGGCCUCCUACCUGAGUAAAAACCCGGUCGUCACAUACGUGAACCAGACCACCGUUGUGCGGACAAUAAACAACCGACCGCCAAUAGCUGAAUCGACUGUGGCACCACCCUUCAAGGUCGAUCGAAAUCCGGCACCGGGCGUGUGUCUCCCGGUGAUCGUCAAGUUCUGCCAGCAGCACAAAGUUCCCUACAACUACACCGUUUUUCCUAACUAUAUCGGACAUUUCGGACAGCCGGAAGCACAAAUGGAAAUUGAUCUUUUUGAGGCGCUGGUUGAUGUCCAAUGCUACGAGCUUGUUCCACUGUUCUUAUGCUCUCUAUUCGUGCCUAAAUGUGGUAAUACCGGGACGACGGUACCGCCUUGUAAGAGUUUAUGUACUGAAACAAUGCGUCGGUGUAGUUUCUUUUUCGACGUCUUUGGACUGGAAUUACCGGAAUAUCUUAGGUGUCCGAUUUUUAGUGACGCCAUAUCCGAUCAAGAAGAGUGCGUCGGGAUGGCGGAGUACAAGGAAUCCUUGCUGCGAGCUAGAAGACCUGUGAGCUGUUCGGGAUUUCUGUGUGACAAACGACGUUGCAUUCCGAGUGACUGGCGAUGUGAUGGACACGUGGACUGCCAGGAUCAGACUGACGAGUCUCACUGUGAGUUCUGUGGGGAAAAUGCCAUUCACUGUGGCGACGGAAGGUGUAUGAGUCAGAAACACGUGUGCGAUGGUGUUCAGGACUGCCCGUAUGGUCAGGAUGAGAGAAACUGCAUUCGUUUAAGUGAAAGAAAUGGAGACUUGGGUCGAGGCACUUUGGAAGUGUAUAAAGCGGACUUGAAACAGUGGGCUCCAGCGUGUGUGAAAAAUUGGGAUCCGGCCACUUCACCUACGUUGAUUUGUUCAAUGCUAGGCUACAGUUCCGUCAACUCCAGUCGCACCACAAUGCGGGGCUCCAAUCGAACGCUUGUCAGCAGCAAAGAUGCUUCCUCGAUGUGGCGGAUGUAUCAGAAAAAGCACACCAACAUGAUAAAAGAGUUCAAUAGUUGCGAGAUUAAUUCGCGAUAUCCAGUAGCAGAGCUGACGUGUUCCAAUUUUGAAUGUGGUAAAGUUCCGAACAAAAAGUAUCACAAACCGCAAACACGAAUUGUCGGUGGAGUUUCUUCCAAGCCCGGUGACUGGCCUUUUAUUGCGGCUAUUCUUGGUGGGCCGGAGGAAAUAUUCUACUGCGCUGGAGUGCUGAUUGCGGAUCAAUGGGUUCUGACUGCUUCUCACUGCAUUGGAAACCACACAAUGCGUAAUGUCAACGAUUGGACGAUUCAGCUUGGAAUUACCAGACGCCACUCGCACACUUAUUACGGUCAGAGAGUGAAGGUCAAGGCGGUUAUACCGCAUCCCUUGUACAACUUAUACAUCCCGCACGACAACGAUAUUGCCCUCUUCCAGCUCGCAACCCGGGUCGCUUUCCACGAGCAUUUGCUACCGGUUUGUCUCCCACCACACCACAUGCGCGAGCUGAUGCCCGGGACCAACUGCACUGUUGUGGGUUGGGGCAAACGUGAGGACAGCUCGCUACCGAACGGAGUAACGUACGAGCCCGCACUGAAUGAAGUGAAUGUUCCCAUUUUGAAUCGUGACCUAUGUAUUGAAUGGUUGGAGAAUCUCAACGUGACUGAGGGCAUGAUUUGCGCCGGCUACCAGGAGGGCGGACGCGAUGCAUGUCAGGGCGAUUCUGGUGGACCCCUACUGUGUCCAUAUCCGAACGAAAAGGACCGCUGGUUUGUCGGUGGCAUUGUGUCAUGGGGCGUACGCUGUGCGCAUCCCAAAUUGCCGGGAGUGUACGCAAACGUGCCCAAAUUUAUACCGUGGAUUUUGUCUCAAAUAAACAACCACUCCGUGCUACAGACGGAAACGAUUGGCCGAUAAGGGGAGCCAUUUGGUGGCAUGGAUACAGAACAGCAAAAGCAGGCAUAAAAAAACUUUAACAUAAACAGCAUCAUCCAAAGUUUGUCUAUCAACAUCAACAUCAACAUCUACAUUCGCAGGUGGUAUACUAUUAUACUGAAGACGAGUACAUAAUACACAUCGAGGUAAUCAAAUUCACGAUUCAUAGCGAAAUAGUUAGCUAUGAACUAAGACAAUAAUUCAAUGCCGUGGCAUAUACACAUAUCGCUGAAAAAAAGGCAUGAAGAUAGGAAAAAGACAAUAAAACUUGGCUCAAACUUUUCAAAGUUUUUUUGAUACGACAAUAAUAUAAUAAGAGAAGUAUUCUAGAAGACGAAAAAACAGCCCACAACGGCAUUGGAAUGAAUUUAUAAUCUUUCGCAAAAGUACUAUAUAGAAUUUGUUCAUUAAUUUCGCAAUUAAUUCGUAAAGUGUCUAUCACAAAGAGAAAACUUUUAAAAACUAUACACUUGGACGAGUUAUCAGAAGGCGCGAUGAAAAUUGAGACGUGUACUUAAGUUAUACCAGAUUUAAAAAGAACACCACUGGGGAAAAUUCAUCAAAAAUAGAAAUUUGUCUACUCUUAAAACAAUUUACUUAAAAAUAUUUCGAAGCUUUCAUAUUUAUUGACCUAUCAACAAAAUCAAGCUCUCCAGCAAAUCAACCAAAAAUCGAAUUUUUUGCGAAUAGCAAAUUUUUUAAAAUUUUAAGUUUACAAUCGAAUAGAAACUCAAAGGACAAAUCUAGUGCAAUAACCGACGGUUUUAAUAAUGUUACUGGAACUUUUGAUUGAUCCCGUAGUGGACUGUACCCUCGCAAUCAGAACAUCUUCUUCUGUACUUCACAAUCCUUUGCUAAACUUCACCAGCCACUGGAACGAGGAACGAGGUUGAUAUAUACGGUUAUAAGUCAUGAUUUGAUGCGGCACGUGUACACUCAUCUCCCAUUUCCGCUCGCUAGAUUUUGCGUGUGGGUAAUAACUCGUUUCUUGAUUUCCCUUUUCCUGCGUUGAUACCUUCUUCGGUUGAACUCAGUUUGCAAUAAUCAGCACAUGAUUUUCACUGGUUUUGUGACAAAACAUACCAUAGCCAAAGCUACUAUCAGUCUGUACGGCAGUCGGAACUAACUUCGCCAAUCGCGUGAAGUCUGCGUCACGCUAGAUAUAAAUUUUGUAUCGUUUAACCAUGAAGGAAUCAGCAUGUUUGUCAUUCUUGAACCUCACCACAACCAACACCGUAUUUGUGGUUUUAUGGAAGCAUUAUGGAAGAAAGACAUCUGGUCGAAGGGUUUGAUUGAGAAGAACCUGAAAUUCAGAAUAUUAGUUUGAUGUUAAUCCCAGCAGUUGUUGCGGAUAGUUUUUCGGAAUUUUAAAACUUUUUGAUAAAGUAUGAAAAUCGAAAAAAGAACUGGCAAUAUGAGUUUAUGGCGGGAGUAGGUUAGUGGUUGAAUGGUUUGAAUUUUUUAUUUUUACUGGCGGACUCUCCUUUUACUUGUUAUACUAACGUGACACAUCGUGGGAUUUUUCUCAUUUUUGAGCAAAAUACACGGAAAAUGUUUUUCAAAUCAGUUUCAAAAAAACAAACGUUUUCACGAUUUAAAUCAAGAAGAAUAAAUCUAGACUCUAUAUAUCUAAAUUGUUUCGUUCUAAAAACAGUACUAAUUUUAUUUCAUUUGAAAAGCGAAUGAAAAACCUCACAAUGUCCUCGCUUUGGCCCCCGUAUCCAUCUGGUCAAUUCCAAAAAAUCUCAAAAUAUUUAGUAAUCCAAAUCCCUUUUUCCCAAUAUUCAAAAUAAUAUUCUGACAUCUUGGUAAGGAGAAUCUUUUUCCCAAAGUUUGGUAUAAAAAUUUGCUGAACAACAAACAGUGAACAAGCUUUUGCGAAAUACGACGAGACACUUGCUAUCGAUCUGAUUUUUCAUCGCAUAAUAUCGCCAUUUCUCGUGAAACUGAAAUAUUGUCUUUUUAUUAACCUAACAAAAAAAUUCUUGAAGGGUACAUCGAAUGGAUUGAGGUACAGGUGCUAAAGUACUUAAAACAUUAGAACCACUAAAAACUUUUUGUUUACUUAUAGGCAGAAAAUAAAAAAAUCACUUUUCCACUUGCUGCCUACACAAAUUGUUCGAGGGUAAUUUCUGGUGAACUCGACGGAUUGUGCAGUGUUUUGGAAGGCGCUCAUAAUUCCGGUCAGCCGGAAAACAUUUGACCCUUUUUUUCGUGGAAUAGCCACAACAGGUUGGAAUUUUCUUCAUUCGUUUUUGAAAAUUUGUGAUGUUUUUUGAAAUCCGAAAAUCCAGAAUUUUAACCAAAGGAAAACAAACAAACAAAAAAUUACCGAACAAUCAGUUAGAUCCAUUUGAUUUACAGUUUACGGUAGUUGUUUGACAGUAAUCAAUUUAAUUACCGAACUGAUUACCGAACGUUCAGCUGUUGAAAAUUCAGUAAAAAAUUACCGAAUUCUGCAAAAUUUUCUUAGUGUGUACGUAAUCAAAUUGGAAAACCAGAACCGUGUAACAAACUUCUGAUAGCUGCUAAACGAUGUCCAUCCUCCCCUUCCCGGGCCCAGACUUAAAUAUUUUACAAGAUUCGAAGAUUUCAAAUUGUUCUUUAAUCUUCAUAAUAAAAAAAGACGAGUGGGUAAUGUCAGAUACAUAACUUGAUGACGUGUAUACAAAUAAAACUGACAUGCUCUACACACUUCGGAACUUUGUCUUCAGUUGGAGCGAAUUCUAUAACUAUUUAUUAAAAAAGAGGUGAACAAACCUAAUAGAAAUACAUUUAUGUCGAAUUUUACCAAAAUUUUCGAAUAAUUUACUUUUUACAUGAUACUGUACGUAGAAUGAUGACCGACGUAUAACAUUUGAAAAAAUCGAAUGAAACCAAAUAUUUUCAAUUUUUAACGCAAAAUAUUUCAGUAGGUACUUCUUGGGAAGUGUCAAAACAUAUUUGGUAAAAUGUUGUAUCUGAAACAUAUGUUUAUGUUUAAAAUUGAAAAUAAGAGGAUAAAACAAAAAAGAGUAUUAUUAAAUUGAAUGACUUAUUAAAUUAAAUUGAAUGACUAAAUGGACCGUCUUUAACAACAUGCACAAAUAUGUCUCCCUCAAUCAAAAAUACCCAUGGUUUAUAAACAUCCAGAGUUAGUAUAUGUUUUACUAGCGAACAAAACGUGUCGUAAGUCGACAGCACUCAAUCACUGAAUCCGUAUUUAUAUGUGUCGGUUUUGCACGAUACGCCCUGUACGAUGAUUCGUACAAUUCAUGAGUUUGGAGUUUUGCGCGCCUUAUUUUGGCACUGAAUUUCACCAAUACUCCUUUGUGUCAAACAUUUUAGAAAACUUCAACUUUGAAUUAUUUUUUUAAAUUCCAUACUACUAAAAAAUUUUAUCAUAAACUACUGAACAUAUUUCCGAUCGUAUGGAGAAGAAAUUAUGUUUCUCUCGUAAAUACAACAAGAGAUAUUCACGAUUAAGUUCUGUUAUGAUUGUUUCGUGAAUCUGUUGAUAUUCCCAUGCCAAUAAGUUUUGAUUGAAAUUUAUAAGAAUAAUCUAAAUAUGUGUCUGUCGCGCUUUUUUAGCAGGUGUGUAAACGUACAUAUUCCAGACAGGGUUGCCACAUAUACAGAUUAAUCUGUAUUUGACAGAUUUUUCAGAUAAAUUCGUGUCCAAGAUUUUGUACAUGCAGAUUACAGAUUUUCGGCCAGAAAUACAGAUUUCUGAUAGCGUGAAAUAAAAAUUGAUAUUUGCACUGAUUAUUUUUCUCGAAGUAAAACCAUUAUCCUGGUUUUGUGUUGAUUCCAAAAAGAGAGUGAAACUUGCAUAAAAGAGAUUAUCAAGGACGGUAAACACUACAAAUAGUCCCAUCUGCUAAUGAAGAUUAGUCGAUGUUCACUUUUUCUUGCAAUUAGUGUAGCUUAAUUUCCUAUACUUUCAAAAAUUUCUUGUGAUAUGAUGUAAAGUUGAUGGCCUCGGUCAUAAUGUAAGGUGGUAAAAUAUAAUGAUUUCCAUUUACGUUAUAUCCCAAUAAAUGAAAGUGAAAAUAAACAAUAUAAGUUUUCAUUUUCAGAUGGGAUAUUAAAUGUUUUUCAUCAAACCAUUAUUUCGGGACGCUUAAACGCAAAAAUCACUUCCAAAGUUUUUUCAUUUACAACAUCAUGAAAAUUUAGACGAAGAAAAAUUCUGGUGUCUUUCAUUUGGGCUUUAAAGACUGUUUAGUUUCGGUGUGCAACGAUUUUUUAUCAUUUUCAUAUACAAAUUUUCACUGCACAUUUCCGAUACAGAUUUUUCUGCAGAAAAAUUCAGAUUUAAAUGUGGCAACCUUGGUUCUAGAGCUUUAAAAAAUAUGAAAAAUAUGUGUUAGAUCAACUUUAAAAUUGGGUCACUAUUGAUGCUUGAAUAUAUGUCGGUCUCAGAAGACGUAAAUUCACAGGAUUUUUUUUCUUGGUAUGUAGUUUUUAAUUUCACUUAUUGGAUAGGUAGUUGAAUUUAUCUUCGCCUAUUUUUACGCGAAAUAUCGAUAUCUGUUACCUUCACAGUUUAACGACUAUCAGUUUUCAAAGAAGUUCGGUUAUUGGAAGAUAAUUUUACCAUACGGACAGUAUGGUUUUUACCGUACUCGACGGUUAUUCAGAUUUACCGUAUCAAUUGUAUAUCUAUUUACAAAAUUCUGUAACGAAAAUUUACGUCAAACUGAUCGUUCGGUAAAAAAUUGCAUAAUUAUUGUAAAAUAUAACACAUUUACCGAAAUUUCUCGUCAAAAAUAUUACCGAACAAAGGAAUUAAUUCUUAGUGUGUAUAAUAGUUAUAGCUUAGUAAGGACACUAAUGAGAUUUUCGAAAAACUAUGCCCAAAAAAUUUAUUGGAGACAUUUCAAUCGCCUAACAUUUUCAUUUUUACUAAUUUUUAAAAUGAAAAGCAUCGAUGAUUGCAAAUUUGUGUUUGUUCUAAUUCCGUGCAAAGCGUUACCAUUAUACCGACAGCAAAACAUUUGAAGAAAGUUUAUGCCUGACGUAUCUGUUAGUUUUAUCAAUGUUUGCUACAAAACGUCAAUUAUUUUAACUUUUUUUUUUACCAGUAGAAAAUGUGCUGUGGGGAAGGAUAGGAAUGGUAGUGUGAAUUUGACACUAUUAAAAUAUGCCUUUAAAACAAUAAAAAUUUUUUGUUUAUUUUUUAUGUUCCAUUAGAUCGGAAAUUGUUUGCACUAACUAUGCACUAUCUAAAAGAAAAGUGUUCGAUCGUAAAUUCAUUCCAUUGGCUAUAGUUCCGUUAACCAAAAGGAACAUAUCAUCAUGACAUUAUUACUAGCAUCAUGCCAGAUAGCACCAAAGGGAUAAUCAAAUUAUUCAACAAAAUGAGACAAUAAAGAAAACUUUAUCAAAUGAAUUUACAUAUAGUAGAAAGACAUCUUAUUAAGUUUAAUGAAUUAUUUAAAAUAGUGAAGUACCCAAAUGAGUCAAUUUUAAAAACACUUUCCAGCAAACAUAUGUUAUACAUUUGACUUAGAGUAGUGAACGAGAAUACAAGUUUACAUGUGUCAAACCAAAAGGAAAUUAAAGACAAUAAUGAAACCAGGCACAAAUUCAAUCAAAGCGUAUUGUACCACACUAUUCAAAAAGUAUUUUGCCGAAAGAAUACAAAUAAAAAUUCGUAGGGGACGGCCGGUCCUUGAAUAGAUCGAUAUUACAUCUAGGAAUAGAAUGUUUAGAACAGAAUGUUGUUGCAUGGCAGUGAAUCUGUAGCUGCUUAAUCGUUACACUAGCAUUGGCGUUGCAAAUGUUUGCCCACAAAAUGUGUCAGCGUUGCCUAUAUAGAUUGAUUUGGAAAAGUGCUGUUAGAUUGUGUUUUGGUCAUGAAUUUGAUUUUGAUGUACGUCAUAUAGUUGAUGAGAAUUUGAAUUGAAGACAGAAGAAAUAAUUAUAACCCCUGGUGUUGUGAAUUAAGAGGAACUACAGAUAAAAUUAUAUUAGAGGUAAAUCAAAACUAUGGUACAGUACAGAUGACCUAGCCGAAGUUAGCGAUUUCGCGUGAUGAUUUUGCGAAGUCGCACAAAUGAAUGAUAUCAGCUGUGUACUAGAUGAAAUGUGUGAUUCAAUAUAAAAGUUUUUACAAACUGAAUGAUAGAAAUCACUAUCUUUUGUAUUAGCAAUCCUUUGUAGAUUACUUCUAUAGGAAUCAAAGUAGAUAUGUACAUUCAGCUAGUGACAAGUCAACUUUUUUUACGAAAAAAAAAACAUAUGGAAGCGAUAUUCUUCCACUAAUAAAGACUAUUGAUAAAAAUAUCUUAUGGGGAAAUACAUUUAAAGGACAAUGAAGAAAAGGUUACUAGAAAACUGCUAAUUUAUGAGCCUAAAACAUAUAUCAAAAGUACGAAUUAAUUACAAUUAAGAUAUAAGAUAAACUAAACAAAAGAGAAGCAUAUGUUCAAGUAAACUUAUCAGCAUAACAGCAGAGUAAGAAUUCGUUUAGAAUGAGGCUCCCUAUUAUAUAAUCUAUCGCUUGCUAAUUGUGGUAGCGAAUUGUUUAUGAACACCGGAGUAACUUUCCUUCAGGGGAAAAUACCCUGCACAUACUCGAAGUUACUGACAAAUAAAACAGCUUCAUGUGUUUCAUCAAACAACCAAUUAGAUGCAAAGCUUUUCAUUUGUGAAGUCAAUUAACGAUGGUAUAUAACAUUAACUAAAAAUUUACAGUUGUGUAUGAAAUUAACAUCACAAGCGUUAAGACGAUAGAGAUUGUGAUUCACCAUUACCGACAGUCGGUACAAGAAACUUUAAAGCUUAGUUUUAAUUUUCUACGCAACCACCGAACAAAUAAAAACCAGAUUCAUGACAAUAAUUUUUGAAUAUAAUAUGCGUGGGUUUCAGCUUUAACUACUCCUUAGGAAAAUGAAAAGUCAUUCGAGACUAUUGAAGAACUUGCUAUCUGAAAUGUCGUAAUUGGUGUUGAUUUCUAAUGAUACGAAAAUUUUCCCUACAAACAAGAUAAAAUAAAUUCAACGUUGUGAAGAUUGUUUGUGAAGAGCCUGGUUGAGAUAAAUCUGGUUCAAGGUUUACACCGUAAUUGUUAAAAAAUGGCGGUUUUGUUAAUUUCAUCAUUAUCGUAUAUGAUUGUUUUUCAAGCAUUUUGAUCCGCUAAUGUUGUUACAGCACUAAACAAACCGAUUAAGCGGCAGUACUCUUGCUCUCAACCUUUUUCUGUUAGCUUAACAAGUAAAACCAUAACUUUAUGUCAUCAAUUGAAAUAAACUGAAUCAAUCAUUCAACCGAAUUUAUAUUCGUUCAAUAAUCAAUUUUCAAUUGGACUUGACAAACCAACUGGCUUUUAUGAUUACUGGACCUUUUGGGUGAAUAAAUUAAUAAUUAGUUCUUCUACUCGAACUUAUAGUUGAAAUUAUGCGAAAGGCUACUGUUUGUAUUUAUAAAGCAUGACAAAUAUUACCAACUGCCACGAAGAUUUCCAAUAAUCAAUAACAACACUUUCCACAUAGAAACAUAGAAGGACAAAAAGGACAGAAGAAAACUGACGAAAACGCAUGCUAAAGUUUGAGAGUGUUUCAAAAUGGAAUUCCAAAAUGUAAUUUUUUCGAUAGCUGGCACCAUAAACCAGAAGAGAUAUCAAACUUCCUCUGCUAUAUCCAUUAGCGGCCCUCUGCUAUAUCCAUUAGCCGCCCUUACACGAGUCAUUAAAAAUGUCAUUACUAAAAAAUAAUAUCAUUUUAAUGAACGUGUAAUGGUGCAGUAAUGACGAGAUUUCUAUCAAAUUUGAAAUACAUCAUUACUUAGUCAUCAUUAAAAAUGACAAAAAUAAGGCGAUGGCGUUGCUGAACUGACCCACUUAGAAAAAAACGUUCAACGGUGGUCCUUCAUUGGUCCAAUACGUUGGAUCAUUAGUCCAAUGAAAGUCCAAAUAAUCGUUCAACGGGAGGCCAACACGGGACCUUCGUUUGCCGAUUUUGAAACAGACCGUUAAACCGAAUGAGAAUUUUUUCGUUCAACAAACCCGGCAGACAGAGGUCUAUUGUUGAGCCAUUUUUAACAUGAGGAGUUGGAGCCCCUUGGACUAGUUUUACUGCAGAAUUUCUGAAGUUUUUUCCACUUAUUUGUUUAAACUAACACUACAUACCUGCACAAUACUUCUACUUCACGAAGAAUAACAACAAAUUUUCUGUCUAUGUAAAGGUAACACUAAAUUUUCACACUAUUUUUGCAAGAGAAAAAACAACAACAAACCGUUUCAGUAAAUUGAACGAAUAUUUCGUAUAAUAUGUCGUUCAACAAGCGCUCAAAGACCAACAAAAUUGAACGGUCUGCUGAGAGGGAUUUUUUGUACCCGCUUGCAAGGAAUUCUGGCAACCUUCAGUAGCCUGACUGCAUUCCGACUGAUGUCAAACAGGGAUGCCAGGUUCACAGAUUAAUCUCUGUUUCACAGAUUUUCAAUUUUCUGCACAGAUUUCUGAAAAUGGUCAAAGAUUUUCACAGAUUCUGGAAUAAAUCACAGAUUUUCACAGAUUCUUGAAAUCGAGCACAGUUUAGCACCAAAAAGUACAGAGCGUUUGAGGUGUUGCGUGUUGGUUGUGAGACCUUUUUUUUUGCUCGCCAAAUUGAUUUCGAUCUGCUAUAAUGGUACGGGAAACGGGCACAGAUUUUCACAGACAGGUUUUUGGCUUGAUCACAGAUUAUUGAAAAAAAAAUGACCUGGCAUCCCUCCCCAUGACCAGGCGAAAUUGUGUCAUUCUCUCGCCGUACGCGCUUGCUUAUUUCGCUCAUCCUUCUUUUUUGUUAGAUUUCAUUAGGUAUUCAUCAAUCCUGCAUAUACAUACAAAAAACAAAUCUUCAGAAGAUGUAAAUGAGAUUGAAAUAUAGGUAUAUUUGGUAUUGAGAAAGCAAUGUUAUUGGCAAUAACAUUAUCCAUAAUAAUUAUGUAAGAAGGGUAAUAACUUAUUGCCGUUUAUAUAUACUUCCUAUGGAAAAAAAUAAACCAAAGGCUCUUAAAAUGUAGGACCGAUCCAAAACGGUUUUGUCAGUCUUGUAUGGCGAGAAUCCGGCAGAAACAAAACCGUUAAUAGCCGCUAACCGAAAUUCUCUGCCGGAAACGGUUGCUGCAUUGUUUCUUGCCGGAAUUCUGCCGUCUGGGGGAAAUCUAAUUGCCGCGUACAAACGAGUAAUGCACUUGAAAGUUCUCAGAGGUACUUUCAAGCUACGAGUAAAUUCACCUGGAACUUGUUCUGUACUAUCAAGUGGCAAAGUGUUCCAGGUAUACUUUUAGCAUAAAAAAAAGUACACACGGAACUUGUUUUGUACCUUCAAAUUGUUGAUUCACACGAAAAUGAACUGAACUACUUGUGAACUUUAAAAUUGUUUUUUUCAGAUACUGCAGAACUUCUGGUUUCAUUCGUUAGUACCUAAGUCAGAUGGUGAACCUAUUUUGUUGCAGAACGUUCGCCGUUUAUAAAAACAUUCAUUUUUGCUGACGUUCAAUGAUAGGAAAACCUUGUAUAUGAAUCUAACCAGGAGAUUUUUUCAUUUCAUUUCAUGAAUCUAACCAGGAUUCAUUUUUUCUUAUUAUAAGAAAGAGUAAAAUUCCCAAUUAUCCAUUAGUUGGUCAACUUCGCAAACUUUCUUUACAACUGGAAGACAAAACGCACACAAUGAGAAACGUAUUGGCAUUUGGAAGAGUAUAGAAUUAGAAAUAAACUUUCCGACGCAAGCACUCACAUAGCAUAGACUUAACUGAAAUAUUUUAAGGAUUACCUGUAGACGCUACCAUCUACCAAUAGAUCACAAACACGCAAAUCUAAUAGCGAAAAUGAUAGAUUUUAUGUAUUUCUUCAUAUACAACCAUCAGAACACAUUCAUGUUUAAGAAAAAAAUGAAGUUUAAUUGUAAGUUGCAAAAAAGAAAAAAAAGUAUGGGUGUGUAAUGUCAGAGACAUAACUGGAUGUCGUGAAUACGAAUAUGACACGCUUCAUUUAUGCUUCCGAAUUCGAAUCGAUAGUUGAUCGAUUGUUUGAAUUGUGCAACUUUCCCCUCUUUCAUUACUAGAAUUUUAAACGAUGCGCCUAGACUAAAUUACAGAUUAGUUACAUUAAACAUUCUGAAACGCACUUAAAUACUAUGAAAUAAGCAGUAUAGUUCUUUAUAAUAAAAAAAAUUGUGACGAUUUUAGUUAGUUCAGCACGCAGACUCUGAAUUCUAAACCCAUAUUCCAGAACUAAGCUCUAAAACAUGAAGACGAUUUUUCGCCAUGACUACCAGAAUGGGUUGUAUAGAGUACAGUAAAGUAAAAUUCCGCAUAAUUCUUUAGGAGUAUUAUUAUGGUUCUAAAAAGAACCGAAUAGAAGAAGUCUGGAAUAAAGAACUGGACCCUGAGUUAAAGAACUAAAUUUAGAACCAAUAACAGACUCUGAAUCCAGUUUCAAUUCUAGAACUGCAAUUUCGAAACUCAAAUCAGUUCCGGAAUACAGUUCCAGAAUUCAGUUUCAGAACGCAGGCUCUGAAUUCUAAACCUAUAUUGCGGAACUAAAAUCUGAAACUUGAACUUCUCGUUACGACUACCGAAAAGCAAAUGAGAGUUGCGACCUGAGCGUUUGAGGUUUUAACCACGCAGAAGGUGCAUUCUCCGUCGCUGCUGGUUGAUGAUUCCACUCCCACGACGUCUGCUUCCAUCCAACGCACGAAAAGAAAUGAUCGACUUUCGACCACGGUUCCCCAUUUAUACGCAUUCAGUUGAAGAUAUGUGCCUGACUACCUCAAAAUCGUCGUCCUUGCGCGAAAAACCCAAGCGAAAGUAAAGAGUUUUCCGCAUUGUUUUCAAAUUUUGAGAAAACUUGAUUUUUGAGUUGUUUGUUGUUAUCUCACACUGUUCAAAAUAUUAUCCAAAAUUCCUGAUCAUAUUUUUGAUGAAAUGGUGAAAGGAUUAUGUUGCUACCAUUAAUACAAGUCGAGAUAUUCACGAUUAAGUUCUGCCCAUUCUUCCAUAUGGCUAAUUUUGAAAAGGCACCCCAUAGUAAAGUAAGUCGUAUUCACGACAAAAAAAUCAAUAAUAUCGCAUCAACUAGAAACCCAUACUACAGUAUUACAAAUAAUGCAGAAACUAUCGUGCUUUUGAUAAUGGAAAUAUAUAGAAACAGCAAAUAGCACAGUAAACAAGUAUUAGCUUAUAUCUGUUAUACAGAAUACUGAAUGUCACCUAUGGAAGUGAACACUAUUACUCAAACAUUUUUAUUAUGGGAAGAAAAUGGGAAAACACGACCGACAUCAACAACAGUUUAGAACGAUACCAAAGUGAGAACGGCCUGAACGUUUCCGAAAAAGUUCGCUCCACUUGUGGGUUGUAUCGAAACCAUUAUGCUUUUUAGCAGCACAAGCGCUACACAUAGAGCCAUGAACGCCAUAGAAUAGAAAACAAUUGAUAGAAUCGAAGUUUUUUGUACAAAAUGUUGACACGUUUGCAAAACAGCAUCUAUAAUAUUAAAUUGAAGGAAGAUUUUAUCGUGAAAACCAUUUAGUUGCAGCCUUUUAAUUGUAUACCAUUCAAUAAUAAUCAAUUUGUACCACUUAGUUGCACACGCUUUUUGUUCGUGUAUAGCAUAUACAAAUAAUGCUAACAAAAUAUUGCAUAUUAAAGUCUAUAGUGUUCAAAAUAUUCAAUAAAGAAUAGAAAACGAAGACAAUAUUAGUAGAAGUUAAACUUCAUGAGCUAGAUCUUUUGAAAAAGAAAUCAUGGACAAUACCCUAAAAAUAAGAAGAAGAAAAACCUCUAGAAGAGACAACAAUGUGCUCUAUUGACAAACAAACAAAUAUUAUAGGUUUACAACAACCUGUCAAAGAUGGUCAAUUUUUGAAAUGCACCCUACAGAUUUGUUCUUUUUGGGGCCGAUGUGUGCAUCCGUAACCGUUAUGUUUUAACUCCCAAACGUUUAUAGGUAUAUUGCUUUGUAUUUGUAAGUGGGAUGUUCUACCAGUAGCUGAAGCUGUACCAGCAGGAUCUUUAUGAAUGAUGGUUUUCAUAUAAUACAAAUACACAAACAAAGAUAAUACAUUAACUGUAAGUUUUAGAAAGCAUAUAAGAUACACACGAAUGAUGAUAGGAAGACAUAUUUUGUAUCAACUUGAGGAUUUAGUGAGUAACGGACCUUCAAAAGGUCGAAGUAACUAUUGCUGACUAGCAGAUCGAUGUAUUUAAUGUUCGAAAUGAAGAAAAUACAAUUGUGCAAAUACAAUAGAGAACAAAUAUAAAAGAAUGAACAGUAGGAAGCUUUUUAUGUAAGAAA
Messenger RNA from Malaya genurostris, 17182 nucleotides. RefSeq lists its product as uncharacterized. NCBI's taxonomy places the organism in Eukaryota, Metazoa, Arthropoda, Insecta, Diptera, Culicidae. The transcript is spliced from 12 exons. Gene Ontology annotation, molecular function: serine-type endopeptidase activity; protein binding. Gene Ontology annotation, cellular component: membrane. The coding region runs from base 1056 to 4901 and encodes 1281 amino acids. Gene Ontology annotation, biological process: proteolysis. The record is from RefSeq and is a predicted model, not a curated record.